AUGGCAGGAACCAAAGAGGAAGAACAAGAAACAGAGAAAAAGGUAGACGGAGACUCUAUACUACAAAAACUACACUACUCGCCUACUGGAUGCAUUUAUUGAGAUAUCAUCACAGGCGUCAGGCAACACAAUUUUUCAACCAAGAGGGCCAUAAAAUAAAAACAAUAAUCAAAAUUAAUGAGGGUGGUAGUGCUAAGAGACUAGCUAAAACUUCUCAGUCCACGAAAGCAUACUGCUCAACCUGAUCCUGUAGCAAAGCACCCAAUACUUCUGCUCAAAUCAGAGGCGCAAGGAAAGCAAAGGAGAUCUUGGCACUGCCACACUGAACAUAAAAUACAGGUGGGCUUCCCAGUCAGGUCACUGAGCAAGAAGGGGAAAAAGUCCAGCCUCCUUGACGCCAUCACUCCCACUCUCUCUCUCUCUCUGCACCUCACCAUAAGUCACUCGCCACAAGAGAGCAACUGUCUUGCCGACAACCCAAAACAAAGUUAUUCAUAGCUCAGGUUAGAUACAAAUCAAAUAAAAAAAUGUCGAGACCAGCAAUGCUGAGGUGGAUCCUGGUCGGCUGAAAUGCCCAUAUACUGUAUAACAAACCUAUUUAGCUCAGCAACCACCUGACCUACCAGCCUUUCAAUCUUCUUACGGGCCCUGUAAACAACAGAUCCAGAACAGGAAUAGCCUCCAAUAUGGAUCUUGAUGCAGACUACCCCGACGAGCCCCUGAAUCCUGCAGCAUGGCACACCAGCUCAGCCAAAGGACAGAGAUCUGAGAGGCUGGAAAGGCCAGGUUCUAGCUCAGCACUGAGAAGAGUAUGUGUAAUGUGAUGGAAUGGUUAAACGAGUGGAUAAACGAGUCCCCCACCAACCAAACUCGAGUAAGGGUGGGACUGGUUAUAAAGCAAAGCAAUAGUUAACAAAUGAGAAAACAAGAACUUAACACAUGUACUUAUGCAGUGGAAAGGAGGCAAACCUAUAACUUAUACCUCUGUACCUGACUUAAAAAGCCGCAAGUGACACAGUUCAUGGGGGGGUACGGGGGAGGGGAGAGGUGCCUCAGUGGAGCUGCAGAAGUCACUGUACCAAUCCUAAAAGAACAGGAUGUAAUAUGACAGGAAGACAGUCCGGCUCAUUGAACAACAAAACGUUUGGUCAGACUUUGAAUAGGGUAUAAAGCACAAAAUCACUUAGGGAGAUAUUGAGACCUAAGAAUCCUGUAUCCCAUUUCUGGCUGUCUUGGCUGACUGUGCUACAAGAUGACCCUUCAGGUUAGGGCAAAACUUCCAUAUGCUUUUUUUGGGCACAAAACCCAGUAGGGUCUGCUAUAGGCAGAUAGUGAAGGUGACAGCUAUCCUACAAAAAGAGACCACUUGCGGGAAAGAAUAGGCAGACUACAUAUUACUAGGAGAGGAACUACCAGGAAAAAAACCUGAAACUGGUAUCACAAGGCCCUCCCAAAGAUCUGAGCGAAGUCAGUCAGCUUGCUGCCAAGGAAGAUAAAAGAACAACCAUCUUUUAGUUGCGUCUACUUUCAGUGGAAUUGGCACCAUUGAGAAAGGAGGAUAAAUGUCCAGAGGAGCCCUGUGACUGGGAAGGUUGCAUGCACCCUACCCCGAGUUUGCAAGUAACCACCUCUGCUUGCCUCAGCUGAAAGAGUGGGAAUACUGAGGGAUGCACCCUUGGCUCUCUUUACCACUUAAGUGUAAAUAAUAAUUUGUUACAUGUAAUAACAGAGAUCCAAUCAGCACUUACACUAAGUGCCAAUCAGUUCACUCCAUUCAUUCAAUAAUAUAAAUGUCAAUUUUUUAAAACAUUAAGUUCCCAAUUAAUACCAAAAUAGGCCAGGUGCAGGGGCUGUGUGAUGGGAACAGCAAUGCUUUCAUUGCAGGGUAAAAUACCCCUCUAGUGGCUAUGUUCCAGAUAGUCAUUAGAGGCAUUUCCCCUGUGAGAACAAAGUUAGCAUUGGAUUGGCUGAGAUUAAUCAAUCUACAUGAUCUCAGCCAGGGAGUCAGAUCAUGUAGCAUGGCGGAAUGUUAUGAGCUGAAAGGUAUGUAAAAAUGCUUUGUUUUUUUAUUACCAAAUGUGUGCGGGACACCUAAAUAGUUAGUAGGAAACACUAUAGUGUUAAAAAUGCAUGAUUACUGUGAGAACCUGGGGACAGGUCCUUUUAGAAGCCCCAAGGUGAGAUUUUCCUAGCAAAUCAAGGAUUCUUGGGAGGGUAUGUAUUUAUCUACAAUUACUUAAUAACACGUGAUGUACAUGUGAUAUCAUGUGGUUUAGUUUUGCAGCAAAUAUAUUUUCAAUGUUAUUUACCAAAGUAAGAAUUCAAAGUGAAAUUCAAAUUUAAGUCCAAAGAAGCCAAGCUGAUAGCAAGCUGACUUGAACAUUGUUUCCACUUUGGCUGUUUGUUUAUUAAAUUUUUAGGUAUUAAAUGAAUUAACAUUUUCACAAGACUAAUUUUGUCUCUUGAAAUUAACACACUAUGAGACUAUCUUAUCUUCCAGUUUGAAUUCUUAAAUAUAAUGGUUAUCCUUAUGAGAUGUGAUAAGGAUCUGCUAAUCACUUAUUAAUCAGAAAUUAUUGUUAAUAAUUGUGUAACACAUUUACGUAAGACUUAACGCACCUUGAAAAAAUAACUAGAAAGUCAGAUAGAGAGGAUCUUUAUGCAAACGGUGACUUUAAAAAUAUCUUAUACUGCAGCAAUUAAAGCUUUGCUUAAACUGGUUUAUGAUUGAACAUAUUUCUGGUGAUAGAGAUCCUUAAGCUGAAACCCAGCAAGAGUCUGCGCAUUUGCUUGUCAUAAAAAGUAAAUUAGCCAUUGCCGUUAGAUAUUAUGCCUUUGUUUCAAUGCGUCACGGUCAAAGUCUGGUUUUUUUUCCAGCUGAGUUUUCAGCACUGACUAAUAUGCAGAUACAUAACAGAUGGGUCGUCAUUUGUUGUCACAAUAAUCAAAAAUAAGUGUAGCACACUUCUUCACCAUCCACCUGUUGCCACACAGUCAACAGCACCACCUCCAAUACACUGCUUAAAUAGAUCGGGCACUCAAAGUGUAUGUAAGAGUACCUUUAUACUACCCUACCCACUCUGGGUAAUUUCUGUAGACAGUGGUGUAUCCUGGUUUUGUGCUGCCCUAGGUAUGACAAAACUCAUGUGUAUAUGUGUAUUUUAGUGCAGUAAAAGCUAACAGUAUUAUGUCAUUCACAAUUACAUUUACAUGCAGAACUUGAAAAAUAUGAAAACGUCUUUAUUUUUCACACUUUUUUAGAUUCUAUUCACAUGAAACUUUCAUAUAUAAAUAUUUGAUGUGAAAUGAAGGCCCUGUUUCUCCUGAACAUAAUUAUAUAUUAUAAGUGCAGGUGCCCUUCAUAUGAAAGAGAUAAAUUAUGGUCGAACAGAUAUAUAGUCAAAUUCUAGGUCUUAUUUUGAUUCAGAAUUUUGACAAUUGCCUCCGUCCUUAAAGGAUUAAGGCCAGAGAAGCUGAACUGAAAGUAUAGCUGAGAUUUUUUCCAGUUCGCUAUUUUGACCUUAAAUUUGAAAUUAGCUUCGAAUUUACUUUGAAUUCUCACUUUAUUGAAUAACCUUGUUAAUUUUUGGCAAAUACACAAGGAAAAAAAAUAUAUUUUUUUUUUCUUCUAGUGUUGUCAUAAAUAGCAAAUGAGUAGAACCCUGAAACAGUAUGCAGUUUAUAUGGUAAACAGUCAAAUAAAACCAAUAUGUAAAAUCCAGCUUAAAAAUUACCAAGCUGUAACUAUAGCUUAGCUGAAGAAUUAUUCUAAAUCAGAUAUUGUAGACUAAAUCAUAGGCGUGCGCACAUAGGUGCCUCCCUCCGUGGGCAGGUGAGGGAGAUCAAAGAUCUCCCUCACCUAACCACAGGCAGGGAGGGAGGCAGGAGAGGACCCGAGGAGCUCUUGCCAGCAGCUUCGCCGGGUUCCUCUCGCGCGGUCGGAGCUCAGAUCUCGCGAGAGUGAACUCUAGCCCCACAGGGGGCUAGAGUUCACUUUCCACUGGACCACCAGGGAAGGCAGGAGCACGGUCCCCCCUCCCUACAUAAGGUAAGAAGGGAGGGGGGAUAUUAACUAAACGGCCCCCACACAUUACACACAAACAUACAGCACAUACACAUACAUCACUCUUACACACACAGCACACACACUAACAGCACCCUCACACUAACAACACCCUUACACACACAGCACCCUCACACAUACACACACAGCACACACUAACAGCACCCUUACACACACAGCACCCUUACACAUACACACACUAACAGCACCCUUACACACAGCACCCUCACACAAGCACAGCACCCUUACACACACACAGCACACACUAACAACACCCUUACACACACACACUAACAGCACCUUCACACACACACACACACACACACUAACACACUAACAGCACCCUCACAAUAACAACACCCUUACACACACAGCACCCUCACACAUACAUACACACACUAACAACACCCUUACACACACACACUAACAGCACCUUCACACACACACACACACACUAACACACUAACAGCACCCUCACAAUAACAACACCCAUACACACACAGCACACACUAACAGCACCCUUACACACAGAACCCUCACACACACAGCACCCUUACACACACACAGCACACACAAACAGCACCCUUACACACACAGCACCCUUACACAUACACACACUAACAUCACCCUCACACACACAGCACCCUUACACACACACAGCACCCUUACUCACACAGCACCCUCACCCACACACACAAAGCACACACUAACAGCACCCUUACACACACAGCACCCUCACACACACACACACUAACAACACCCUUUAACAUACACACACACAGCACACACUAACAGCACCCUUAUACACACAGCACCUUCACACACACAGCGCCUCCACACACACAGCGCCCACACACACACACAGCGCCUUCACGCACAGCACCUGCACACACACAGCGCCUUCACACACAGCACCUACACACACACAGCACCCUCACACACACAGAAGUGUGUGUGUGUAUGUAUGUGUAUAUAUGUAUAUAUAUAUAUAUAUAUAUAUAUAUAUAUAUAUACAUAUAUAUAUAUAUAUAAAUAUAUAUAUACGCGGCGUGUGUGUUUCUGCUUUAGGGUGCACACCCUUAUACAAUAGGCUGCGCACGCCUAUGGACUAAAUAUUGAAAUUUGUUUUUUAAUUCACUACAAUUCUUUAGUGUAUAAACCCCUGUGUUUUCAUGUGUUAAUUCAUUAUGUGACUUUUUAAUAACCAGUAACAGAGACUGUCUCAGGUCAAAGGAUAACAGGAAUCCAUAGGUAAGGGGAGGAGCUGAAUUAACAAUGCGAUUGCACGUAUUACUAAGUUGCAUAAACACAUAUGAAGAGGAGAGGAGGAGGGGGGUGUCAUUUUUUCCUGGGCAAAGAGCAAAGGGUGUGUAGUCUAGAAGACAUUCAUCGCAGUGAGUGAUUACUAACAAGACAGUGGUGGCUUUGAGAAAGGGAUUAAUUGCAGAGACCUUCUUUCACCUGAUCUUUUACAUUCUUGUUUUCUUGCCUCUCCAACAACUUCAGGACAUAAGUGGAUGGAUGUGUGGUUAAUGAGAAUACACUGACAGGAUCAAGUCGCCUGGUGAGCAAAUUAUGUUCAGGGAAUUGUGAACGAACACACUUAUAGGCAAAGCUGGAAAAAUAUGUAUAUAGUCAAUAGUAAUAUGUAAUAUGUAUAAUGUAUAUAGUAAAAAAGUAAAUAGAUUUAGAACACAUUAUUUUUUUUCUAACAGUCAGAGUGUUACUGUAAAGACCAAACGGGUUUUCCACCUGUGUUAGCAUCUCAGGAUAUUGGUAAAUUUUACAUAUAUGUUCACUCUCAUUACCUUGUGCUCAUGCCUAAGAAAAUAAUUCACAAAAUGUACAAAAAAAAUCCAAAUCCAUAGUCACAGCUAACAAUUUUAAAUAACAGAGAUUUUAAUACCACUAUAACGGUCAUCGAAAUGUAAGCUCACUGCCAACAAGGCAAACCUCGUAAUAAGUCCUAAGUUCAGUUUUUGUGUCUGCUUGUAGCUCAAAGUCAUAAAGUUAAAAUAGAUGGACCUGUUUUUUACAUAAAACCCUUGACAUGCUUAGUCGCCUUUCCGGCAUAUGUGGUAUAAAACACCUCCGAAAACCCAAUGAUACUCGGACACCUUAUGUUUGGGAACAUUAUCACAGCUUUAUUAAUAAAUAAAAUAUAUAUAAAUUAUUAAAGGUCAUUGUCAACCUAUUUUACAUAACAUCUCAGCCCUGACUCUUUUAACAAUUCAACCCUGACAAUGACCCACAUAAACAAACAAUAUUAGCAUAAAUAACAUCUAACCACUUAAACCAUUGCCACUGAGGGCAUGAUUUACCAUGUUCCACCAUGUAGGGGUAUACCCUACACACACCAGGUUCGGAGCUACCGACGAGCUCGAACCAACCGAAAUCUAACCAAACCUAACCGUUCUUAGUGAACUAAACUUAUGUUACAUCUGUACUAACAAUCUACACCCCAACUUGUUUAUCCAUCCCCCACUGCCGUGACCAAACCGGAUCCAGAACUUGCUUAAAGGGAGAGAGGGUGGGACAAAAGAGGUAAGUGAGGAUUAAUUAAGAUGGCCCUUGAUCUAAAAUGGCCGUUAUAUAUACUCCCAUAAUCUAAAAACCCCACCCUCACUUUCUAUUGACAAAACCCCCACAUUAUCACUUCCUAUGCCUGUCUCUUAGACAUGUCAAGGCCCAUUCCACUUAGGAUGCGCUGCUCCAUGGACUACAACACACUAAUAAUUCAUCCUAAAUAGGCACUUAUGGAGGUAGGUGAAAGCACCAUGUAAUGCAAAUGUUUGUGAGAUACAAAUACAGUUAAAGGAAAAUUACAGACUCCAUAUCCACAACAGCGAGUGUCCUAGUGCCCCCCGAUGUAAGUAGUCAAACCGUUUUAGAACGAUUUGAUGUCUUACCUGGGUUCCGCAGCUGUCACACAGUCUUGCUAGAUUAUUUGGGUUGACACCAGGACUCUUUUUCCUAUAUAUCAUGUUCUAAGGGAGGGAAGUUCAUACUGCCAUGUGGCCAUUUACUGGUCCUCUACCCCUGUCAUUCGGGUGAAAAAAAUUAUCAUAGCUGCCACAUGACUGUUUAAAACAUAUUAUGGAUGUAAGCACAUUUUUCAAUGGUAGUUUUAAAUGGUUUAUCUUUUUUUUAGUACACCUAUUUCAUUAAGCAAAAGUUGACUAGCAGGGGCAAUAGGUAAGCUGGGCACCCAUGCCCGAGGUACUGCUUAUUCACCAGCAGGCAAUAGUGCCCUGGAGACUCUCUCUGAUAUAUAUGGAGGGGAGCUCUAACAGUAUCUGAGGAGUGAUCAAAUCUUAUAUACUCUAUUUACCAAGGUGCACUAAUGUAGGGGGAAAUUAAAUAGAUAUAAAAACUCACACACUCCCUUUCUAUGCCCCUUCCCUUGCCACAUGUGAUUUUUGGUUAUCAUGCCCAGACUGGCCAUCGGGCAAAACAGGCAAAUGUCCGGUGGACCAAGGUAUCAGGUUCACAGAAGCUUCACGAUCAGCCCCUUCAGUGCUAAGCUCAAACAGAGGGUUCCAUGGCUGGCAGGGAGAUGAAGGACCUCCCUCAAUGGCCAGCCCUCGGUACUACCAGAGUCUCUCCCACACAAACACACACUCUAUCCUCUUUUUACCUCUCUGGCUUGUGUCUCACUUAUGGGAAAAUAAGGGGGACAAGUGACCAGCAAACACAUUAGAAUGUCUUGCACUGUGUUAAACAGUCCUGGAGGGACAUCAACCUGAUACGCCCACUAUGGAGUGAGUGCAUUCCAAUGUUGAUACAAUGUGCCCCUUCCUAUUUGGCUGCUCUGCCUUAAAAUGCAUAGUCCAAAUUUUUGUCUCAGUCCAACCCUGGUGGUUAUAAGGGUAGUCCAUGGGAAUGCCGCACUAUUCAACAACCUCAAGAGUGAGAUGGAGCAGAAAAAAAGGGGUACCUUGUUUUAUGCUGUGCUAAUAUUACAGAGGACUGGGCAUGAUUCUGCAUAGCCCCCUUGCUUGCUUAAGAUGAGGUCUGAACCCCCUCAUAUUUCUGUUAUACCCUCACCUAUGAAGUCAUAGAUCUUUUACUUUUAUCUCCCACAGCCCCAGAGGUUUUUUUUUUUUAAAGUUUUUAUCUCUUGUGUAUAACAUGAGGCAAGAGGAGGGAGCUGGUUUGGACACGCGCUUGGUUAUUAGGGGCUACUGAGAUUCCUUAUUCAGUGUUUCAGUUUAAUUAUUUUAAGGUAAGUUCUAGUCAGCUUCUUUCCAGUGGUCCAAAUUCCACAUUUCUCCUGCAUGUUUCAUGAAAAAAGUGCUGUAAGCAAAAAUCAAUUAAUAUGUUUCCAUAGUGAAAAGUCUAAAGUACUGUACUUUAUGAGGAGGUGAUACAUUUGACAAAUGUAUUGCCAGACAUCAAAUUGCUCAAGACUGUAUCUGCAUAUUUAGGCUUAAUCUUCUAUUUUUUCUCAAAUUGCCAUCAGUGUCACUGUAUACUGGUACCUCCUUUAUAGACACCAGGCUGAAUAUGGCUCCCUGACAUCACCUCCCUAAAUUCAGCAAAAUGUUGCUUCCACUGUUUUCUACUAUACGUUUGCAUUUCUAUGUAGUCUGUAGCAUCUCUUGUGACCUCACUCACUUCUGGUAGCCUGGUAUUUAGUGUAUUUGCCUCUGAAUUACUCUCCCCACGUUGACACAACUUUCAGGAAGAGGAUAAAUCACAAAAGAUAUAUGAUUUGCAGAACAAUUGUCAAUUUUUCUCUACAAUAUGCUAUUGUAGAAUUAAGCUUACAUACAGUUGAAAUCAUAAUUAUUUGUUUCUUGUUGAAAGUUACACACUGCCCAUUACAUUGUUGAUGCUAACAGACAGAUAAUUCACAUAUUAUGUUCCUGUCAUGGUACCUGUUCAAUCCUUGUGUCAAUCUUGUACACAUUGCAAAAUUCUACUUCAUUCCAGUGUCCAUUCUAGGGAUUCUUCUCAGGCCAACAUGACAUUGUGCAUCAUUCCAGUGUCAAAAUUGAUGCAAGGCAAUCCUUUUCAAGCCGUGUUGCAACUCAUUAUUUCUGCAUUAACAUUGGCAGAAAUCAAUCUUUUUCAGACAAAAGUGAUGUGAUGCAUCAUUCCAGCAUCAAGAGUGAUGUGGACCAUUGUGUCCAUGCUCAAUUUAUACCCAAUAAAGCAUAGCAUCCGGCAUCACAAUUUAAUUACAUUUUGGCGCCUUAUUCCCAAUAAAGCAUGGCAUCCGGCAUUACAGUUUAAUUACUUUUUGGCGCCACUCUGAUGACGCUAAUGAUAUUUAAUCCUAGUCCACAAUGAGGCAUGUAACCUGCUGAAGUCUCUAGUACCCAAGAGUGCGCUUUUACUGUGUUUGUUUUUUCUGGAAUUUUGAUCUUGGUUUGUUAUCUCUCCAAUCCUGUAUGUGGCUCGUCUCACAGUUUUGUUGUCUUUCUGUAUCAUUUGAACUCAUCCUAUUCUUUGACCAUUCUCGUACUUGUCUAUCAACUUAAUCCCGGUCACCUCUAAGGUCCAGUAACACAUUCUAUUUACUUAGCUUUCCUAUAUUUACAUAUUGGGACUCCCUACCAAUCCUGACAGUUUCAUAUGGAAAUUGUACUUCAUGUGCACAUGUGUAUUUGUGGUGUUAUCAAAGUUGCUAUAUUAUAUUGUAGUUAAUUGUCUUUGCUUUGUAGAAUUGAUAAGCAAGGAAUCAAUGUUGCUUGUACACAUCAUGAAGCAAGGGGAGUUGUUUGUGGUGUUUUCUGAUUAUGCUCAAACACUUUUUGGUGUUUCAUUUACUAAGUCAUAGAUAGCUCUGUUCAAGUGUAGAUAACUUUUUUAUUAUUGCUUAAACUUGAGUGUUUAAUGUAAAGUAUAGGGCCCUUUUUCAUUGAAUGGAUAAUAGAAAAGGCAAUAAACAAAACUUGUGCUCAGUGUUUAGAUGAUAGCAGUGAAGCACUUGGUCCUACAAGGACAACGUACCCCUUUAAGCAGCAUGUAAAUAUAUAAAACCAAAAAGAAAAAAAAUAGUGCGAUACUAUAUAUAUAUAUAUAUGUAUAUAUAUAUAUAUAUAUAUUGCAUGUGGAUAUAAGAAAGGUGAGUAGUAGACACCCAUAUUUGCAAGAGCCUUUUCUAUGAAUAAGCUCUAAGCGUGUAAGCUUCUGUGCCUUUAAGGCAGCAACACUACCUUCAUUUGCAGAGAUGUGGUGAAUAACUUCCAGUGGUGGAUACAGGAAAAAAUAAUAAAGAGAAAGCAAAUUUGGUGCAGGAUAUUUGGUAAAAUAUAAUACUAAACAGAAAACCAAGUGGUUAUGUGCUCACCUUGAUUUGGGGCCCAUGAAUGACUGGCUCUGACUUUGUGGACACAUUGUAAAAUAUAGGGCAACAAUGCCCUCUUUUUAUUUUAUUAAUUCUUUAUUUUUGUUGUGCAUUUAGUGACAAACUUACUUACUUGCAGAGCCACAACAGCUAUAGCAAGCGAUUUGAAAGGCAUAGUAGUUCAAUUGUGUGGCAUAGCGUUAAUAAUGUGCAUUUUCAACAAUUAUAGCAAGAAAAGAGACACAGUUUGUGGCGUUACAUACAAGAAUAACAAAGCCAAGGUAAGCAUAUGCACUGAGUAGCUUAUGAACAACAGAAUGCAGCUCCACCGAACAGGGUGGUUGUUAAAUGCAAAAGUAGAACUGGGCUAGUGCACAGAGAGAGGAGUAGAUAUAAAGAUUAAAAUAAUACGUAGUAAUAGACCUUCUCACUGACUGCUGAUUAGUAGGCAAGUAUAUAACAACAUAAAAAAGCUCAAAUACUUGUAACCAACGGAGGUCAGUCUGCAAUUAACUCCUCUAAGAGGUCACUCCCAGAGUAAGCAAGGAUGGUGUGGCGGCUUGGAAUUAAUAUUGACACCAAACCAUAUGGUGGUCUUACUACGAGUUGUUAUCAUGUUGAGGACAUUAAUGACUGGCUGCCAUGUUAUGAUACUCCAUGCUCGUGCAACAACACGCCAUCCUAUCACACAGGCUGCCGUCAAAUCAGUGUUGAGAAUUUAGCAUACUAGGUAGAUAUAUCUAGUGCCAGGUAUGUAGGCUUGUCGUACUGCUAAACAAAACUUAAACAAGGAGCAUGGCUGACUGACAAUAAAUAAAAUAAAUAAACUAAAGCGGUUAGGCAGUGCUUAUAACUUUGGCAAGUUGGGUUAGCAGUAUAUAUGUGUACAAUGCGUUAGUUCUGGCCUGUUCGGUGAACUAGUGUGGUAUCCCCGUUUCUGGGUCUGCAGGGUUUCUAGUCCAUCUCCGGUGCAGUCUGUUCUCAAUUAGCCAGUGUCGGCUCUGGGGGCUAGGUUGGUGAGCCAAGUUCAAUGACAGGGUUCGUGCCGUGGUGAGGUUCCUUCACCUAUAAGACCCGAAGGGGCUCUCUGCCGGGUUUAGGUUCAUGCGAUGGCCUUAGCAUAUGAGUCUGUGGGUGGUCUCCUUGGCACGAACUCUGGGGCAUCCACGGUGUGUCUUCCGAUUGGGCAUAUGUGGCCUGCAGGUUGUGUCACUUGAGCCAGUGGUUCUAUGGGGAGGUUCAGUAGCCCCAGUAUCUCAGUGGCCUCUUGGGGAUUGUGGACAGCGUGCUUGGUGUCUCCUUUUUCGAUGGUGAGAGUGCGGCUUGGGCCCCAGCGGUAGCGUAUUUGGUGGAGGCGCAGGAGGGCCGUAAAUGAGCUCAGGGAUCUCCUCCACGCCAAUGUCCCGGCCGACAGGUCCGCGUAAAAGGAGAGGAUCAUCCCUUCAAAGGGGUAAGAUGACUGACCAUUUGUGGCCUCCACGACCGUCUUCUUGUCCCUGGCUGUUUGAAACUGUAGUAUUAGGUCCCCUGUGGCGUCAGGUGGGGCCUUUGCUGGUCGCAGUAUGCGAAAUAGACCCUCCAGGGUGAUCGCUUUCGCCGCCUUUGGAGUCAAUAGUUCUGUGAGGAGUCUUCUAAAAAAGUGAGGAAGUUCAACCUCCGGUAUGGAGUCAGCGACUCCUCUGAGCUUGAGAUUGUUUCGGCGGUGCCUCUUUUCUUGAGCGGCAAUUAGUUGUUCGUGCUGCCAGGAUUUUUGUUGCAGGUCCCUAAUCGCUGCUUGCAGAUCCGUGAUCUAGUUAGUGUGGCUGGUGGAGGAGGCUUCUACCACUCCCAGCCUAUUGGUAAUGCCUUUGAUGUCGCCUCUGAUUAGGGCCACGUCCGCCGCGAUCUUCCUGUGGUGGUCUGCCAUUAGCUCCCCAAUAGCCUCCAUGGUCACAGGGGUGGGGGCAUUUUUGUGUGGUAGUGCCCGUGGUGGCGGUGGGACCGGCAGGGCCAUUGUGGGGUCUCCCCCAUCUUCGUCUGAUGUGAAAUCCGAGCAGCCCCCGUGCAGGGACGCCAUCUUGGCGCAUCCUGCCUCAUGUGCCUGCCGCCAUAAUUCCCCGAUAUCCAUGCCCUGGCGAGGCUUGUCGGGCCUCACUUUCUUGUUCUUUCGGCCCAUUUAGUUCUUAUGGUUCUCCGGGUCACCCCUGGUUAGAUAUUUGUGUGGGUUCAGGUGCUGGAAAUGUCCAAUGCCCUCUUUUUAACCCAGGAAGGAAUCACUGAUUUUCAUAUUCACUGAUGUGAAGUAGAUUUAUAGAAGAUGUAUUUUUAGUAUGGAAAAGAGUAGGUUGCUAGAAUAGUUUACAAUGACGGGUUAGUUUUUUUGGAUAGCACAGUUGCAGGAGAGGAAGCUGGGUGGGUUGGGGGUGUAAAGCUAUUAACCCAUUUAAUUGAUAUUCUUUCCUAAAGAAGUGAAAACAUGUCUUUAUAUUUACAGUACGUUUUUUAAAUUAUAUGGCACAUCUCAAAGUCUACAGGUAGAAUUUCUUUCAUAUCUUAGUGAACAUUUCAAUAAUAAAUUAUUAUCCGUCUCAAUGUCAACAUUGUUUAUGGUUUGUUUUUGGUUAUAUAGCACAUCAAAUGUUUUAUUAUUAUAAUGCUGCAUGCUGCAUCCAUGAUUUUCCCUUUACUGUUCAUCGUUACAUUUUUGUCUUAUCUAACCCAUUUAAUAGUGUGCUUAUUUUACUUACGUUACUUACGUUCAUUUUUAUUCAGCAUUUAUUCUAUAAUUAGAAUACAAAGAAACACAUUAAAUUUUAAUCUUCAAUUUUUUAAGAUCUUUAUGUAUAUUUUCUACUAGUGUUCCAUAAUUAAGCUUAUAUAUCUCUUUCUGUUCUCCUGCAAGCUGUACCCCUAGAUAUGUUAGGCCUCUAUCUGCCCAUUUAUAUUUAUACUUUCUCAGUAUAUGUUCUUUUAAUCUGACAUCUACAUUAACCCUAAUAUUUCACACUUAUCCAUGUUCACUUUAAAGUUUGAAAGUGCUCCAUGUGUCUCCAAUGCCAUCUGAACUAGGGGUAACGAGCAGAGUGGGUCUCUAAUCGAAAGCAAAACAUCAUACACAAAUGUGGAUACUUUGAUCUCUCUAUGCCUAUAUCCCUUAAUAUAUAUAUUAUUCCGAAUGGCCGUAAGGAAUAGUUAAAAUGCCAGGAUAAAAAGAAGGGGGGAUAGUGGGCACCCUUGGUGCGUGCCGGGUUUGAUAGAGAAUGGUGUUGAUAAUUGGCCAUUAACUCGAAUGUUAGCUGUAGGGCCGCUAUAGAAUGCCUGUCCAAUUACUUAGUCUAGGCCCAAACUUACAUGGGAUAUUCCUAGAUAAAUAAUCUUCUAAUUCAAGGGAUCCUGAUAGAAAUCCCUAAAGGAAGUAGCUAUUGUACCUGUAGUGUUACAAGAUGUCCCAUUUUUAUUUAUUUUUGGUAUAUAUGUUUUCUGAAGUUUUGCUUUCAAUGUCCUGGCCAGUAGCUUCCCACUUUUAUUUUCAUAUGUAUAGAAGGAGCUUUGUGUCAUCUGAACGUCUCUCUGUGCCUCAAAUGUGAGGAGGGAUCUGAGUUUUAAUCUAUUUGCCGUUAGGCGUUGAAAAUUCUCUUUGAAGGAAUCUGUUUAUGAUUAAUCUCUGCGUCAUUUAUUACUCCAGUAAGAAAAUGUAUUUCCUCUGUUCGUUCCUUUUUUAGUCUGGAGCCCCAUUUAAUUAAUAUAUCCCGGAAGACCCCCUUAUGAGCUUCCCAUAUCCAUGAAUCAUUUGUAUCAGAUGUACAAUUCACCUAAAAAUUAUGAGAUAGGGUCAUAUUUAAAUCCUCAAUAACCCGUGAGUCAUCAAGGAGAGUUUCAUUUAAGCGCCAAAUAAUGCUUCUCCUAGAGUCUCCUUGUAGUUCUAUUCUAAGUUAAAAAAAAUAGGGGCAUGAUCUGACCAUGUGAUGUUUCCAAUGGACGCUCCUUUGAGCAAAUGCAGAUCUCUAUGAUUUAUUAAGAACAUAUCUAUCCUUGAGUAGCUAUUGGCCACUGGAGAAUAGAAAGUGUAAUCCCGAUCUUGUGGAUGGUUAAUAAACCAGGUGUCAAUCAGUUGGUGGAAAUACAAUGUGUUUAAAAAAACAGACCUCUGAUGGUCUGUCACCUGUGAGGAACUAUCCAUUGCAUGGUCUAAUACUAAAUUCCAACCACCCCCAACAAUCAAAAUCCCUUGUGAGAACCCUUUCAGUUUUCUCAGACAGAAAGUUAUAAAAGAUGCUUGGCUUUUGUUAGGCGCAUAAUCAUCUAAUUCGUAAUAAUCGCAUAAUAAUCUAAUGCGUAAUAAUCUAGUCAUUAACCUUCUCCUUUAUAAAGACAAAUCUCCUUCUCUACUUCAAUAAAGUUUAAAUGGGAGGCAACAAAAAAUUGCUACUCCUCUAGAUUUCCCUUUUAUAUAGUUACUAUAAAAAAUUUGCUUAAUUGGAAGUUGCCUUCAUAGUGGGUUUCUUGAAUAAACAUAACAUCAUUUUUUUUGCCUAUUUAGCUCCUGUGCUAGCAUAGAACUCUUUCCUGGAGAGUUAAGGCCUCUAACAUUCAGAGACAUAAGACUAAUUUGGACCAUAUAGAGAGCAGAGGAUAGGACUUAUAUAAUACCAUGUUCUAGAGGGUAAAUCAUAAAGGAGAAGAAAUUUAAGCAGGAUACAAAAUAGAUACCUACAAAGGGUCUGAACUAAUUACAAAUGUAUGAGUAUAGUAACGUAUGUUGGGAUUGGUUAUGAUGCCACACCUGUGGGAGACACUAUUGUGUCCACAAGCCAUAUGGGGAUCUCUCAGGGUGGAAAGACAUGUAUAGAUAAAUAAGUAAGUAAGUGACAUGUAUCGAUAAACAAUUCUAAUUGACCUCUCCUCCAACUCAUAAUCUCAAGCACUAAUACGCCCUAUAAUUGAUUAGGGAGUAAUGGAGCGUAUAUAUCCCAGUACCUUGUCUAAAUAAUAAAUAGUUACUCCAACCCAAACACUGGAAGCCCCAAUGCCUGUAGGAAAUCCCGUAUAUCUGCCGGCGUGGAUAUACUAAAUGUCUUCCCCUGUUGUAUAAAUGCUAAUGCAAAUGGGUAGUACCAACGGUAUUUAACUUGUUUCUCUGUCAAUAAUUGUGUAAUGGGUCGCAGGUUCCCCAUUUUCUUCUAAUGCCUGCACUCUAUUGCCCAAAUGCUGUAUUUCUGUAGUAACAGCUACUAACUUUUCACUGAAACUAUCCUCCAUUUUCUUAAACAUAAUGAUGAGAUCGGACUGAAGGUAAUUGGGUCAGGAUUGUUCUAAGGUCCAACACUUCGACUGAACACUCUAAGAUUGGUGGGCUUUCUGGCGGGCUUCCUUGCUUGCUUACUGAAGGAGUCAUUUUGUCUCGUAGGUCGUGGUCUGCCUGUUCCGUCAGGAACUUCCGUUGUGGCGAUUUUAGCGUUGCCAGGUUGGGACCAUACUACCUAAUUGCUUCCUGGUCGACCAUAUUGGUUAUUUCUUAAUAGAGUGAUGCCAAUGACAGUUGGCGCGCUCAAUCAGUAGCAAUCAGUAUCAACGCAGUAGUAUCUACCCAGCAGAAAUAUUGCAAAGAUUUUGCUCUUAUAUUGCUCUUAUAGUGCUUAUCAGAUUAUUUCACAAAUGCAUCCAAUUGCUUAUUAGAUUGGUGAUAAAGGCUUUGAAGAUUAUCAUUCCUCACAACUCCUCUUAAUUCUUUCUAAGUAUACUGAAUAGCCUGGAUUGCUGAAUAGACAUUAAGACAGCCCCCCUUAAGUAACUCCCUGAACAAGGGAAAAUCACUGCGCUGUUUACCGCUCUGUUUAAUGUCAGGAGCCGACCCUACCUUCCCAUACACCCACCUUUUAUCUUUUUCCAGCAGGUUGCUCGGGAACUUCUUCCGAUGCUUCCUUAUCCCACCUUUUAUGUGUCAGAAAAGUUUCUGUGGCUCAUACGUCCUUUUCACUUCCCCUUUCAAGUUUGCAGGUGCUUUUCCAAACACUCUUCUGGCCCCCAGGGGUAUAUAUUAGGUAUAUAUUAGGAAUCAAAUACCAAAGUGGCAUCAAUGUCGGCAUUCGCCGGAACAUGAGGAACAACUGCACUCAAGAUCAUCUGGACUGGAAACCUUUCGACAGGCCCUCUGACCCACAUCACGGCCUCACAUCCAAGAGACGCAUUUCAGCAGGGAUUACACACCAGCUAUAUAUAAUAAAUAUUACCCAACCCAGUUCCACACCCUCUCCGAAAACAAGACAAAUGGGGUCUCAGUCUUUAUUCAUAAAGAUAUAGUUUUAAAAUCAUAGACACAAAGGGCAGGUAUAUCAUCCUCAUAGGCCUAAUUAACAACACACUGUAUACCUUAGUAACUACUUACUUCCCAAAAUACUUGGGCCCUUCUCCAGCCUAUCACCAUACAAAAAAUUAUGCAAACUACUAAACAACUUCCCCCGGGGAAGUCUCCGGGUGCAGACAGACUCUCCAACUCUACUACAAGGCGUUCAGUACCAUACUGGCGCCGCAGCUCCUGCAGGUGUACCAGCAGACUGCAUCCUCAGUCCAUUUGCCACCUGAUAUGCUACUAGCUACAAUAGUUACAAUCCCCAAACCAGACAAAACUCCGGACAUAUGCAAGAACUACAGACCUAUAUCUUUACUCAAUACAGAUGCGAAAAUCUAUGCCAAGAUUAUUGCUAAUAGACUUAAUCAAAUUCUGCCACACGUAAUCCAUGAUGACCAGAAAGGCUUUGUGAUGGACCGACAAGGCCUAGACAAUACCUGGAAACUUACCCUGGUACAAUGAGAGCUCGGAAGGUCGACUCGAGGUGGUCUUCUAUUAGCACUGGACGCAGAAAAAGCUUUGACCGCCUUGGCCGGGCCUUCCUGAAGCAGGUUUUAGACAGCUAUGGGUUUCUUCCACAAGUAAUCCAACAAAUAUUUGCAUUAGAUUCCUCACCCUCGGCACAAGUGAUCCAGUCAGGAUUCCUAUCCCCUACCUUUAGAAUCACGAAUGGAACGAGACAGGGCUGCCCCCUUUCCCCACUCCUCUAUGUCCUCGCAUUAGAACCCCUACUGCAACUUAUUAGACAAAAUGAGAGCAUACAGUGAAUAAGCCUGGGCAAUAAACAGAUUAAAAUUAGUGCAUUUGAUGACAAUGUACUAUUGUAUAUUGCGAAUCCCCAAGACUCUCUGCCCACACUGAUGCAGUUGAUUCAGGCUUAUGAAUAUGGUGGUACUUACUGCCGACCAGAUUACAUAAAAUCUUUCCUUCCACCUCCCCACUCUGUUAGAGAUAUCAUGAAACUGAGGGCUCGAUGCACCAUAUCUGGUGAAGCUGUCCACAGCUAACCCACUACUGGACAGAAGUCCACAAACUAAUCCAAGACAUAACGAAAGGCUCCCUCCCAUUUGCUCUAAAAUCUUGCCUAUUGUUAGAUCUUCCGAGGAGAUGUCCCAACACAUGAGAAAAAUGAUUUUACACAUCGCCUUGACAGCACAGCAACUAAUAGCGAGGAGCUUUGGCAUGCAUGGAGAUCUGGUAAAUUGCUAUGUUUGUAGUCCUAUGAGGGUUCUUGGGUUCCACAACCGAAUCUAUUUACCCAAGCGUUAUACUGAUACUGGGUGAAUGUUUAAACCUCGUCACCCUAAUGUUACGUAUAAAAUGUACAAUGCCGUCUGACUGUCGACAUAUUGUUCUGUACAGUGAUGCACCCCCCCCUUCUUUCCCACUCCCACCUUUUUGUUUCUGUACCUGCUCCCUAUGUUACGUCAACAAAAAUAAAUACAUCUUCAAAUGAAAAAAUAAACAGUGCAGUUGCGUCUUUCCACUUUCUAAAAUCCUAGAUAACAGAUGGCUUGGUCAGGAGUGUCGCUCUCUAAGCCAAUCGGUAACUCUCCAUUCAUAAAAAAAGUUAUUACAGUAUCUCCACAGACAGUUUAACCCCUAAAGAUGGAUAAUCCAAUGGGGUAGUAUUGUGGUCUGCACUUCUAUUGGGUGCAAAUCACAUUAAGAGACACUCUGCAUGAGUCAGAUUUGUCCCCACAGGAAAACAUUGAUUCGAUGCUUUCCUGUGGGGAGGUCUAAUGCGCAGACGGCAUUUGCCACGCAUGUGCACUAGUGUCCUCUCGUUGCAAGACGUCGGAGAAGGCGGAGCCACGACCCAAAGCACAUCAGGGGAAAGGUAAGUAAAUUAAGGAUUUUUAACCCUUUAUUCACCGUCAUGGGGGCGUGAGGGAGGGGGGAGGCAGAGGGACCAAUAGUGCCAAGAAUACAGCUUUCCUAUAACUUAUAGCAUACCUUUAAGAAAAUCAGUAUAAAUCAAAUCAGCAUCUCAAAUAUGUGUGGAGGAACCGGCAGUUAUCCCAGCACAAGCUCACCUAUCGUUAAAUUCCAAUGUUGUAGGGAUAGAAUUAAGUAGGUGACAAGAGAUGAUAGAUGUAUAUGUAAGGCUGUAUAAACUUGUACUUAUGUUCAUCACUGUGUACAACAAUCCAUUUCUGGAGACUUUGUGAACUAGCUGUCUUUCUAAAUAAAGAAUUUAAAAAAAAUAAAGAAUUAAGUAGGUGUCCUAGGGUGGGAGAAACUGAGAUGACCGGUUAUAGAAAAAUAAGAUGGAGCUAGGGCAACCAUGAAGGAUUGUAAAUAUUGAACUUACUCUUUUUACCUUUUGGCUGUUUUGGUUUUUCGUUGGCAUGAAAAUAUAUCCUGAAUUCCAGGUGAAUUUCAACUUUUAAGCCAACAUAAGCAAAUUUUAAAAACUACUGACAUUUCCUAUUUUCUAUCUUGGUCUAAAAGUUGAACAUUCAAUUUCAAUUCACUAGUGAAUAAACCUAUGUAUGUCUGUCUUUAUUUAGACACUACACAUAUUGCUGGAAUUAUGGUUAACAUGAGUCUUAAUAUUAGUAUGACAGUAUUAGCUUUUCCAGAGGGAACCAAAUACAGAUUACGAAUGUAAAGAAAUUGCUGAUAAAUAUCCACAGAUUCAGAUUUUUGGGGUUAUUAACCAAGGGUAAUGUUCUUGAAUUUGUAUUACUAUACUGUGCAUAAUGUAUUUAUUAUAAAUUUUUUCCUUUUUUUCAGUCUUAUACCAUUUUAAAGAUGGAUGAUUACUUUAAUUCAACAGAGUAAGUAUUUACCUCGCCAUCUACAUAUUGUCUGCUUAUUUCCAACAUGGAACAAAAAAAACAAUUAAUUGCUCUACUGGCCCUUUAUAUGGGCUUUUUAAGAUUAUCUGCCCUCACGUGCUAAACUCUUCAGGACCACCAUAGCCUUGGACAAUCCCUGCCACCAUCUACAAAACAGCUUUAUGAAUUUAGGGGCAGAGGUUUGUUAUGAGGUUAUUACUGGUUAUUUUAUAAUGUAAGUGAUAUUACUAUAGUUAAACCAAAUAUUUAAAUAUACUGUUAGCUUGGCAUAAUCUAUUAAAAAGGUAGAUGAACAUAUGGCAUUUACUCAAAUAUUCUUAAUUAUUUUAUGUUAAAGAAAUAAAGAAACACUUUUUGUGUUAGACUGUUAGUUUGGUUUGUGUCUAGGUUACAUUAAAGGGACACUAUAGUCACCUGAACAACUUUAACUUAAUGAAUCAGUUUUGGUGUAUAGAACAUGCCCCUGCAGCCUCACUGCUCAAUUCUCUGCCAUUUAGGAAUUAAAUCCCUUUGUUUAUGAACCCUAGUCACACCUCCCUGCAUGUGACUUGCACAGCCUUCCAUAAACACUUCCUGUAAAGGAAAUUGCAAGUUCUGUUUAAUUAAGAUGUUCUUAUCCCCUGCUAUGUUAAUAGCUUGCUAGACCCUGCAAGAGCCUUCUGUAUGUGAUUAAAGUUCAAUUUAGAGAUUGAGAUACAAUUAUUUAAGGUAACUUACAUCUGUUUGAAAGUGAAACCAGUUUUUUUUUUUCAUGCAGGCUCUGUCAAUCAUAGCCAGGGGAGGUGUGGCUAGGGCUGCAUAAACAGAAACAAAGUGAUUUAACUCCUAAAUGGCAGUGAAUUGAGCAGUGAAAUUGCAGGGGAAUGAUCUAUACACUAAAACUGCUUUAUUCAGCUAAAGUAAUUUAGGUGACUAUAGUGUUCCUUUAAAACAAACAGCACCCAGGGUGAAAUCUACACAAAACACAAAAAUUACUCAUGAUUUUUUUCCAUUGAUGUCUGUGUGCACCUGUACUCAAGAGUAGAAUUAGCAGAUGUUGUUUAUUGUACCUAUGUCACACCCUAUUUCAAUUCAAUUACGCUACUGUUUCAGGUGAUAUAAAGACACUACAAGCUAUUAGAGUAUAGCUAAUAGCUAUAGGAAGGAAGUACACACCCCAACAGAAAACACGUGCAAUAGAAUAGAGUUAGUUGCAUGUAAACCAAACAUAACAUCCAUAACAUCUACCUAUUUUAGUAUUAAUAAAUCAACAUCCUUGGCUUAAGGAUAGAGUACAACGAGUUGUAAUUAAUGGUAAAUUUUCAAGCUGGACAAAAGUGGUAAGUGGUGUCCCUCAGGGUUCUGUUUUGGGACUGCUUCUAUUUAACAUAUUUAUAAAUGAUCUUGAAAUAGGCAUUGAAAGCCAUGUAUCAGUGUUUGCAGAUGACACAACACUUUGUAAAGUAAUAAAAUGUGAGCAGGAUAUCGCCUUGCUGCAGAGGGAUUUGGAUAGAUUGGGGGACUGGGCACUAAAAUGGCAGAUGAAAUUUAACAUAGAGAAAUGCAAAGUUAUGCCCUUCGUGGUUAAGAAUGCACAAGCAAUUUACACCCUAAAUGGUAGUGAACUAGGGAUAACCACACACAAGAAGGAUUUGGGAAUUGUUAUAGGCCAGUAAGGUUUUGUCAUGUAUAAAUAGGGGCAUAAAUUCUCGGGAUGAAAAUAUAAUUUUGCCUCUUUAUAAAUCGCUGGUAAGACCACACCUUGAAUAUGCUGUGCAAUUUUGGGCACCUGUUCUAAAGAAAGAUAUCACUAGAAAAAGUGCAGAGACGAGCUACAAAAUUGAUAAAAGGAAUGGCGCAUUUUAGUUAUGAAGCAAGGUUAAAAAAUGUAAAUCUCUUUAGUUUGGAAAAACGGCGCCUGAGAGGGGAUAUGAUAACAUUAUACAAAUAUAUUUGGGGCCAGUACACACCAUUAUCUGGAAAUCUAUUCAUAAACAGGGCUAUACAUAGGACACAAGGUCACACAUUUAGGCUUGAAGAAAGGAGAUUUCAUCUAAGGCAAAGAAAAGGUUUUUUUAUAGUAAGAGGAAUAAGGAUAUGGAAUUCUUUGCCUGAAGAGGUGGUUUUGUCAGAGUCUAUACAGAUGUUUAAACUGCAAUUGGAUAAAUACUUGCAAAAACAUAACAUACAGGGAUAUAAUUUCUAAUUAGUGGGGUAAUAGCUGCUUGAUCCAAUGAGACAUCUGACUGCUAUUUUGGGGUCAAGAAGGAAUUUUUUCCUAGUUUGUUGCAAAAUUGGAAGCAAUUCAGACUGGUUUUUUUGCCUUCUUUUGGAUCAACAGCAAAAACAUAUGUGAGGAAGGCUGAACUUGAUGGACGCAAGUCUCUUUUCAGCUAUGUAACUAUGUAACAAUAAACAACAUCUGCUAAUUCUACUCUCGAGUUCAGGUGCACACAGACAUAAAUGUAACAUUGUGAAAUUUGGAGUCCAAAUCACUGUCCUUGUAAUAACAUUCUAGAGGUUAAGUCUCUCAGGUGGUUGUGAAUGUCUGCCACUACGUAUGAGUGAAGACUGAUUCAGGUUGAGCAACCUUUGAAACUGACUGCUGUCAGGUCCUGCUUGCUCAGGGCCUUCAACAGACCAUAUUUGGGAUUAUUAAUAAAACUUGUAGUGAAUGGAGAAGUUCAAGAAUAGGAAAAAUAGGUUUUAGCAACUAAAUGACCACUCAGCUUGGAUCUAUUUAGUUACAGAUUUAAUUAUGUAUUGAAAUAUUCCUCUAUCCUAGACAAAUUGCUCUAGAUUCUUUAAAUUACCAAGUCCUACAGUGCAUGUACCCUAUCAUACUUCACAGGCAUUACAUUAAAUCAUAUAUAUUUCAAUACCCCAAGUGUCCCUAUUUAGGAGGGACAGUCCAUAUUUUGGGCUCAAAACUCUACGUACCCCUUUUCUAUCCUAAUAUCCCUCUUGCUCCAUAAUGUUUUUGUGUCGGAGUGUAUAACAGAGCUUCACAGCAAUAAUACUAUCACUGUCAUAUGCAUGCGCAAUACACAGGAUAGGCAGCAUUAGAAAUAUGUUGCUUUUUCCAGCGGAAAUUAAGCUCCAAAAAGACCCCUUAAACUCACACACACCAGAUUGCUGAUUCCCGGAGCAUCCUUAUAAAGUUUGGAUGGAUCCUGCACCUAAUAUUGAUAGGAUAACCGGGUUAACUAGAACAAGCGCACAGGAAGACCACAUCAUUUUGUGAUGGGGAAAAGAGGGAAAACUAACAAGGUCAGGAUAUAGCAGCUACUUAAAGGACACAUUUGUGCUACUAGCUUUCAAGUGUUCUGUAUUAUAAAUGCAGCCUCUGACACUGUGUUUAGUACAUGCAGCCUAUGACCCUUGUCAUUAUUUCAUUGUCUAUUUUUAUUGUCUGUAAUGCUGUGUGCAUGCUUAAAAAUCUUUCUUCAUUCAGUAGGGUCUUGGCACACCAAGGUGAACCAUCAAGACACAGCAUGAGGCCAUCUGCCAAGAGCAUCUAUGGUAUGUUUAACAAUUUAAAUUAUACUAAAAAACUUCAGCUCACUAUGUCUCAAGUAAUUGUCUAAUAUUGACUAAAUAUUCAGUUUCCAACCUGCUUUAAAAGUCUAUCCCUCACUAAAAAUGUUAAUAAUUGUCCUUGUCAUAUAGCUAUUCUAAUCACCCACAGGAGUCAAGAGUGUAGAUUCAUCAAAGCAAAAUAGGUGCUAUUCUAGAACCAAGAGCUAAAUCAGGCAUCACCAUGGCAACCAGUAUAAUGUGUCUCAACAUUUAGCACUUUGCACCCAAAAUAGCACCUUGAUAAACCUUCACACUAGAACUGUUGACUGUGUCAGUCUCUAUUUUGCUGGAACAGUCUUACAUUUUGGGGUCCUGUCUCAACAAAAAUGGAUUCCGGAAACCUGUCUGCAUUCUCAAGUCUGCCCAACAGUUCAAUCUUCUUCACAGGUUUUGAGAAGAAGGAGGGGACAAUAGGAUCACGCUGAUAAUACUGGAACAGCGAUCCAUAAAUUGUCUACCCCGAGGUGGAGUCUGUAAGUCAUGCUAGGUACCCACUCUAGGGGUGGCCCCGCCCCCUUCAGGAUUGGGCCCUCUCCUUUCAUGGACAGAUCCACGCAUCUCUGCAGCUGGCUCCCAAUCACUGUACUUGAUGGUAUCCAGGCAAAUCUACAUGUAUUUAGAUAUGUAUUAACCCACCCAGUACUCUUUAACAUUUCUUCUUUAACUAUUCCAGUGUCCAUCUUAGCAUCCUCUAUUGCUGAGCUGCUCAUCUAUGUGCAAACCUUACCCUUCUUAGUUUCCAACUUAUACUUAGAUACAUCAGCUAUGCCAGUUCAGCUAUUAUCACUAAGACUCAACAAAUGUGUCUGUCACAGCUGGGCCCUUACUGGAGUAUUGGCUGAGCCCCUGUCCUCGGAGCCACAUUGCCUGUUAGAGACUCUUUUAGAAAUAGUAUAUAAAUUCUAUUUGUGAAACUCUAUAGUCUUAAAUAAUAAUUUAUUUUUCAUGCAUGAGAGUACAGAGAAUCUUGCAUUGCCACAACAGCAGGUACAGGGUUAACAUUAGCUAUAUAAAGAAAGUAUGAAUGCAUAAAGUAAUAGCGUGAUAACACCCUGGAGCACUAACGUUUUGAAAAUGUGCCCACUGUAAAGCUUUAUAAUGAGGUAUAUAACUUUAACAACUUUUGUAAAAGCCUUAUAUAGGCUUAACUAUAAACUAUAUUUGCUAAACUAAAUGUUUUGCCAAGUAUUUCUAAAUAAGUUGUUGCACUUUUGUCCAUAAUAUGUAAAUAUAAAAAAAAUAAAUGCAAGAAUGUGUUCGUUAAUGAACAUGGCAGAUUGUAUAUAUUUAUGUAAAUACCCUGAAGUAUAAAUUUUUGAAAUCAUAUAUGAAUGUGGUAACCCCUAUGCUAUACAAUACAGUUACUUUACUAUACCCCCGAUAAAUUAAUACAUUCUCUUAUAUUUCAUAUUAUUUUUCUAUCUCCUGUGAAGAGCAAAGGAAGCAGUACGCACAGUCUCUAACGAUGGCUGAAAACAGUUUUGAGCAUCGUGUGGAGGUAAGCAUGGUCUUAAAACAAAAUAGUUUUUCUUUAACUUAUGAAGCAAAUUAAAUCUGCAGAGCUAGCUUUCUAGUAAAGCAAAAUAGUUACUUUACUUUUUUAUAUACAUGGACCUUUGAUCUUGUCCACCAGCUCCUACUACAAAGCAUUAACCCCUUAAGGACCAAACUUCUGGAAUAAAAGGGAAUCAUGACAUGUCACACAUGUCGUGUCCUUAAGGGGUUAAACACCACAAAGUAAAUUCCAAAUACCUCUGAUCACCCUUCAUUUGCUAAUGUAGACACAAAAAUGGUACUUGCAUGAUCAUUGGCUGCUACUCUCUGUUAAUAUCUGCAUGUAAAAUGUAUCUACUCUUUAUUUACUGUAUAUGUUCCAAUAAAGCUGUUUUUUUAAAUGCAAAAGCAGUAGCCCAUGGUCUGUUUUUGUGACUCCUCCGUGGCAUCUGCAUGCAGUUUAGUGGAUUAAAAUUACUGCAAACUACUAAACUGUGCUGUCAUAAUUGUAUGAUCGUAUUGCUGGGACAAGGAAGCUACUGCCAAGUGAUAAUCAUCCAUUAAAAGGACAAUACAAGCUAAGUAGUUGUGGUGCAUAGUUGGUGUCUGUGUUUACUAGGAGAAUGUAAAACUGUUCUGAGAAACAGCAAUGUUUACAUUUGUCAGAGAAUACACCUUUAAUGACUAGCAGACUGACAGCCCAGAAAUGUGGAAAUACCUGUGGUGCAGCCCAGCUUUGGCAUAGCACAUUGCAAGAUAAAGGCCUCAGCCACCAUAUGACCCUUCCUGGCCACACUGUCACUGCCAGUAGUUCCUGCAGCAAAGAGGGAGGAAGGGCAACCAAACUUGGUAGCCAAACUUGGGGGAAACGUGUAGUGUCGACAGUAGGAUGCAAGGAAGAAUGCAGGAGGGAGAGUUGGAGAGAGGCUGCAUAUCUAUGUGUCCUGUGUAUGUGUGUUGGUAUGUGUCUAUAUGUUUGUGUGUCUAUCUAUAUAUGUUAAUUUGUGUGUGUAUUUGUGCACGUGUCAUUGAGUUUAUUUGUGCAUCUAUGUGUGUAUGUCUCUUGGAGGAUAUUUGUGUGUUUGUGUCUGUGUUCAUCUAUGUGUAGCAGUGUAUGUGUGUAUAUAUUUGUCUGGCAGUGUUUGUGUGGCAAUAUAUGUGUCUGUAGGUUUUGUGGUUUUGUGUGUGUAAAUGUGAUUACAUGCACCAAGAUUACAAACAUACACUCCACUGCAAAAACAAAAAUACACCAAUGCAUUCAAAUGACAACACUAUCUGCACAACCCCCUCCCCCACAUUCUAACUCCAAACCUACACAAAUACACCAUGUAUUCAAAUGCUAACACUACAAGCAAGCACCCCUGCAUACAUACAGAAACACUACACACAUGUACACUUCUGCAUUAUACACAAAUACACAAACAUUCACACAUAUACUCCAUAUAAACAUGCCUAUAUUCACACACAGGCAUUGCGCAACAAAUACAACACAAAUACAACUCUGGAUGGGCAAAUGGCAGAUCCAUUGCUAGCAAAGCAUCAGUUGAGUUGGCUACUCAUGCUUUAUAGGGGGCCCAAAAACAUUUAUUUCUGCCACUGCCUAGAACCUUCUAUUUUUAAACAACGUCAUAUUUGGUGUCAUCACACACAGCAUGUAGGAAUCUGGACACCACUAACACAAUGCUUCUCACAGAGAGGCAUUGGAGUUGAUGCUUCUCUAUGAAAAUCAUCAGAUUGGUGGAGUUUGGUGAUUGCAACAGAUGCAAUAUAAGUCCCCAAUAUCUCUCUAUAAGAACAUCGUGGGCCUAUUUAUAUCGGAAAGCAUCAUUAAAGAGCAAUGAAAACCGCUUCACUCUAUGCUGUACCGACACACUGUUUAAAAAAUACACCUUUUUGAUAGCGCAGUUUUAAAUGUAUAAGGAAAAAUAAUAUUGCAAGAGCUGACCAUAAUAAUUUAUAUGAAGAUAGUUUGUUAGAUGAUGACAGUAUGGUCACAAAGAAUCUUGCUCCUGCUUUGAAAGAUGCACACACACCGUCUCUAUUACUAUUGCAUAUUUUCUAUCUGGAUCCAUAAGUACGAGUUCUAAGUUUCUAUAAAGUCUCUUCUGGUAAUGGCCAGGAACUCUGUGGGUCUCUGAUUGGUUUAAUUUUUUCCUAGCACCUCCUAACAUGUGACUUGGAUAAUGAAGUUCGUAGUGUAGAGGAUUGUAUGAAGCGUCUUCGUUCACUCGAUGCUGAGGGAAGAAUAUGGGGUCAAGACUUGAUGCUAGAAGUGAAAAAUGGAAAUCUGCAGCUAAAUGACCUGGAGACGCGGGUGAGUUAGAGUGUAGAAUUGAGAAGUCUAUAGAAGAUCGAAUACAUAAACUAUACGGUACUUGUACUUCCUCUCCUGGUACUUGUGCAUUAAAACCAUUUUUCUCCUCUAUCCAAAUCUAACCAUGUUUAUUUUGGAUUUGUGUUUUGCACAGGACAGUCUGGAAAGUGUGCCACUACGUAAUGUACUGAGCUGUCGUUCAUUAAUGGGGGGCACCACAUAUAAUUCAGUUCUCACAGUUACUAUACAGGACCCGCAAAAAUCAACUGUAUUCAUUUUCCAGUGUGACGAACAGCCGGUGAGUGAUAUCACUGUGUCUGCAAAAAGAGGUAUCUGAGGGUCUUGUUUGGUUUUUAUUCUAUGUAUUGGAGGUGAAGUGCACUGUAGUCAUUGCUACCAUGAGGAAGCAGUGGGAAUUUGAGCAAAGGACUUAAUAUUGAAUGGCUGUGGGUUUUGUGUCUUUAUCCAAACUACUUUAACCAGAUCAUUCCAUGAUGUCUAUAUGUGCAGCACCACUAGUCGAGAUGUUAUGUGUUAUGGCUGUCCAUUUUGAAGUAUGUGGCAACAGUUUAGCAAAUACAUUACAGUAUCCUUUCUAUAUCCACAGGCCAAUGUUUUGCAUUCACACUUGGAAAAAGCCUUAAAGCAAGAAAAAUCAAAUACAGAAGGCAACAAUUCCAGGUAA
This is a messenger RNA of Pelobates cultripes (western spadefoot toad), 27541 nucleotides long. The record is from the annotation of a GenBank genome assembly. NCBI's taxonomy places the organism in Eukaryota, Metazoa, Chordata, Amphibia, Anura, Pelobatidae.